CUUCUCAAAGUCACACUUACAGGACAGCAGACAUUACAUUCCAAUACGGAGAAGCAUAUAUUAACUAACAUUAAAUUAUCGCUAACUUUUCGCUUCGAUUGAGAUUCUCUAUGUCAUCCAACGACGACAAGCCCUCCGGUGGUGCCCCACUUGAGGUUUAUGUCUUAGAUGGCGGAGUGGGAGUUUCAAGUCAAAGUCGAAGUCGAAGUGUCUCUCAAGACACCGAUUCUUUGUUCGGCGACCCUACCACCUCAUACAAUGAUGAUAAUCCAGAAACCGUAGCCAUUGUUACUCCUAGAGAACCUACGCCUUCUCAUCGCAACGAUCCAACGUAUGGCCUUCGAUGGACUAGUACAGACCUCAUCUGCUUCCCUAAACCCGAAUGGACCGUCGAACCUACGAUCCAUUCCAUAGUGAAAACACUCCAGCAAGCUAUCGAUCCAUCCAAACAAUAUAAUGUGCGACACCUUUGGGACGGAACUUAUGCCAAGUUGUUUUCCGUCUUGUACGACCAAAAGGAUUUCGUUAUGCGUGUCUCACUACCUGUGUGCCCCAAAAUCAAGACGGAAACCGAAAUCACAACGCUGCGGUGGAUCCACGAAAACACCAACUUGCCUGUUCCUAAGGUCGAAUGCUACCACUCCUCACGCGACAACCCUAUGGGCUUUGAAUGGAAUUUGAUGAGCCGGGUCGAUGGUCAACCCCUUUCUCAAUGUUGGAAUAUCGUCACUCAGGGCGCUAAAGAGCGCAUCGUUAAGCAGAUCGCCGAAUACGCUGCUACUUCUUUCAAAAAACAGUUUAGGGGUAUCGGUAACUUAUAUUUAUCAGAACCGCAUGUCACAGAUUCACAGUAUCAAGUAGGCGAGAUGGUCUCAAUGGCGCUCUUUUAGGGCGAGCGCGCCAGUAUACACCGUCACGGCAUUCCUUUUCGCACUGCUAUCAAGUGGACCAGGCGUCGUCUCCGCCUCAUUUCUGCUGACCUUCGGUUGAGACUCCAAGACAUGACAGA
Messenger RNA from Hypoxylon trugodes, 1009 nucleotides. RefSeq lists its product as uncharacterized. Gene Ontology annotation, cellular component: mitochondrion. The record is from RefSeq and is a predicted model, not a curated record. Lineage: Eukaryota; Fungi; Ascomycota; Sordariomycetes; Xylariales; Hypoxylaceae. Bases 111 to 890 code for a protein of 259 amino acids. The transcript has a single exon.